UUCUAGGGUUCCAAUGAGCUAGGCUAAAUGGCUAGUAGUGGAAUGCGGCAGAGGAGCUCGCUCGAUCGCGAUGGAGCUUCCGCUUCUACUGGCGAGGCAGCUCGCGAAGAGGAGAAUGGGAAGACAGUGGCGGCGCCGCCGCCGCGGGGACGUCCUGGCUGGAUUGGAUUUCUUAGCGCUGUUGCGAUCGCUGCUCUUGUGCUUCGUCUGGCGACUCCAAAACCAAGGAUAUUCACGAGUGAGAGCUUGUCCCAGUUCGAUGGAGCGAGCAAGGAGCUUCCAAUUUACUUGAGCAUUCUGGGGUCUGUGUUUGAUGUCACGAGUGGAAGACAACACUAUGGCAUUGGAGGGAGCUACCAUCACUUCUCUGGAAGGGACGCGACGAGAGCAUUCGUUUCUGGAAACUUUACUGGCGAUGGGCUUUCUGACAGUGUUCGUGGUCUUUCGCCAAUAGAGGUGAAAAGAAUAGGAGAUUGGCGAGGCUUCUAUCACAGGAGCUACUCAUAUAUUGGAAAGCUAAUUGGAACGUACUACGACUCCAAUGGAAAGCCGACAGACGAGCUGCUGCGCGUCGAGAAAAGGAUCAAACGAGGCGAGGAGCUCUUGAAGCAGCAGGAAGCCGAGGAGAAAAAGUUCCCGACUUGCAACUCACGGUGGUCUCAAAGCGAAGGUGGAGAGGUGUGGUGUGACAGUGGUUAUCCUCGCAUUCUCAGCAAACCAUCGCCGCUUCCAUCUCAAGGCUCGGGAGAAUCCCGCUGUGCGUGCUUCGCAGAGAAGCAGCUCAAUCAUCCGGGGCUGGCUGUCUACCCGGGCUGCGAAGCUCGAGCCACAGUGUGCAAAACUUCCUGACAAUGAAAAGAAAGCUUGCAUUGUCACAGCAAUGACGCAAACUUCGAGAUGAUGCAAAAGUGGAAAAGGAAUUGCAAAGAUCAAAGUUAUAGUUUUUCUCU
Messenger RNA from Selaginella moellendorffii, 950 nucleotides. Its product is annotated as membrane-associated progesterone-binding protein 4. Lineage: Eukaryota; Viridiplantae; Streptophyta; Lycopodiopsida; Selaginellales; Selaginellaceae. The coding region runs from base 28 to 849 and encodes 273 amino acids. The transcript has 9 exons. The record is from RefSeq and is a predicted model, not a curated record. Gene Ontology annotation, cellular component: endomembrane system; membrane.